AUAUUCAUCCUCUUUUCUUCUCCAAACUUCAAACUCCAAGCCCUACUCCUUCUUCCUGUCUAUAUCGUGAGAAAUUGGCGGGCUAUGCUAAAUGUAAGUUCCUUGUUCGCAAUUUAAUGGCAAAGCCAAACCGUCCCUUUGUCAAGGGUACUCCUUCUGAAUUUGAAAAAAAUUCCUCAAUUGCACGAGAAACCAAACUGGAUUGCAAGCAAUUAUUGCGUGAAUAA
This is a messenger RNA of Funneliformis mosseae, 227 nucleotides long. Lineage: Eukaryota; Fungi; Glomeromycota; Glomeromycetes; Glomerales; Glomeraceae. The record is from the annotation of a GenBank genome assembly.